Molecule: messenger RNA, 570 nt
Organism: Penicillium salamii
Lineage: Eukaryota; Fungi; Ascomycota; Eurotiomycetes; Eurotiales; Aspergillaceae
Source: the annotation of a GenBank genome assembly
AUGACUGAAAUCCAGAACUCAAACCCAACUAUCCUCGACGCGGCGGAUCUGCCCACCCGUCUGCGAUCUCCCCCAAAGACAGCCGACCAUGGCCUCUUCACAGCCGUGCCCCUCCCCGCAGACUUUGACAGUGCGUCAUCUGACUCCGACGAUGACAACCUGAUGGAGGAGCCAAUCGAUGAACAGGAAAUCUAUGAUCUCAUUUCAACCAUCUCCGAUCCCGAACAUCCCAUUUCCCUGGGUGAAUUAGCCGUCGUAUCCCUGCCAGAUAUUGCCAUCAAGCCCACCCUGCCGCAAGUCCCUGAAUCACCUCUCCAGACUGUCACCGUCCUCAUCACCCCCACGAUCACACACUGUAGUCUGGCCACCGUCAUCGGACUGGGCGUGCGCGUGCGCUUGGAACAGUCUUUGCCAUCCCGAUUCCGCAUGGAUGUGCGCAUCAAGGAAGGGACACACAGCACAGGUGAUGAAGUCAACAAGCAGUUGGCCGAUAAGGAGCGAGUGGCUGCGGCCUUGGAGAACGGGGCGCUGAUGGGCGUCAUUGCCAAGAUGAUGGAGACUUGCCAAUAG